CAGCCAUAGUUAAUUUUAUGCUUUUCAGCAACGUCUCGUGUCGUGUCUUGAAUAUUUUUUUAUUUUAUUUUGUACAUUGCAUACAAUUACUAUGGCAGAAUUUUGCACUCCAAAAGACGUGUGCCAGUUACCGUAUAAUCGCAGCUGCGAUAUCAACACGUUGACCGUGGACAGCAUCAAUGUGCGCUGCUCCACGCCCAUUGUGGGCAAAUUGCGUUCACCGAAUUUGUCGCCAAUUCGCAUGGAUAUGCGAUUGAACAAAAGUCCGGCAUCGCCGAUGAUACUCAAGAAGCAAGUGAAGAAAAAACAACAGCAACAACAACCACAACUAGCAAAUCCUGUCAAGAAACCCGGCAAGGAGGUGGGCCCGCUCGAUGACAGCAACAAUAGCUUGAACAACUUUCUGGAUGAUUCGAGCGCCAGCAACACGGAAACUUCGCUGUGCCGGGAAUCGCGUCGUCGUUCGCUCCAGGCUGAGAAUCAUUCGUAUGUCCUGAAUCAUGCGACCAAUGUGAAGGAAGUGCUGCUCCUGGUCGGCCUGGAGACGUAUCUGGACAAAUUUGAGAACUCGCACAUUGAUCUACUCGAAUUGGUGUCCAUGCAGCGUGCCGAUCUCAAAAAUAUUGGCGUACGCAAGGAUGAGGACUGCAGCCGCAUACUGGAUGCGCUCAAGGAGCUCUAGAGGAUGUCCUCAACAGGCUAUCGCUGGCUGAUAUGCUUAAUAUAUAUUUAUGUAUCUUUUAUUUUCAAUGUGUUGCAAGAUUUAUUAAGAUCUAUUUAGAUAUUCAUCAAAUGUUUGUGUAAAUCGCCAGUAAAUAUAUUUUAUACCAAAUGAAUUCUAA
Messenger RNA from Drosophila virilis, 842 nucleotides. It is a transcript of the gene mtrm, whose product is annotated as matrimony. The record is from RefSeq and is a predicted model, not a curated record. NCBI's taxonomy places the organism in Eukaryota, Metazoa, Arthropoda, Insecta, Diptera, Drosophilidae. Gene Ontology annotation, molecular function: protein binding.